Labrus bergylta (ballan wrasse) is the source of this 6145-nucleotide messenger RNA. RefSeq names its product calcitonin receptor-like a (gene calcrla). NCBI's taxonomy places the organism in Eukaryota, Metazoa, Chordata, Actinopteri, Labriformes, Labridae. Gene Ontology annotation, cellular component: plasma membrane. Gene Ontology annotation, biological process: angiogenesis; adenylate cyclase-activating G protein-coupled receptor signaling pathway; cell surface receptor signaling pathway. The record is from RefSeq and is a predicted model, not a curated record. Gene Ontology annotation, molecular function: calcitonin receptor activity; adrenomedullin receptor activity; calcitonin gene-related peptide receptor activity.
UCGUCGGUCCUCAGCUGGAGCUCUCGCGCUGUGAUGUAACAGGAAGUAGUGGGUUGCCUUCCAACGUCAACCUGACAGCCGCUUCAGCCGCGCUCUCAUUCAGCGCCGGAGAUCCGCCGUGUUCGCUGCCCCUGUGCCGAAGCCGAAGACUCAACACACUCUGGGGAUUGCCUUGAGACUUUAUUCCCGUUCCAAGCUCCGCGCUGCUGGUGGAUUUUAUUCUCUGAUCUGCUGUUGGUGGAUGAUCAAACUGCUUGGAUAUGGCCAAAAGGAAGAUGGAGAGCAUCGGACGGAGCUGGAUGGUGGUGCUUGUACUGCUGUGUAAUCUGACAAAGAUCUUCGUGAAGGCAAGCAUGGACGCAAAUGAAACCCAACAGCAGCAUCCCACCAACGUGUAUCAUGACAUGGGACUCACCAGGAACAGGAUAGUGACAGCUCAGUUUGAGUGCUAUCAGAAGAUUAUGAAAGACAAUACCAACAGCAGAGAAGAGGCGAUGUGUAAUCGCACUUGGGAUGGCUGGCUGUGUUGGGACGACACCAGGUCGGGUUUUACAUCAGAGCAGCACUGCCCGGACUACUUUCAGGAUUUUGAUCCUUCAGAGAUGGUGACAAAGAUUUGCUCUGACAACGGUCACUGGUUUCUGCAUCCAGAGAGCAACCGGACUUGGACCAACUACACUCGCUGCAAUGAACACACUAAUGAAGGCAGAGUGACUGCGAUGAAUCUUUUCUACUUGGCUCUCAUAGGACAUGGACUGUCUCUAACAUCUCUCUUAGUCUCACUGGGAAUAUUCUUCCAUUUCAAGAGUUUAAGUUGCCAAAGGAUCACGCUUCACAAAAACCUCUUCUUUUCUUUCGUUCUGAACUCUGUGAUCACCAUUAUUUGGUUGACAGCCGUGGCAAACAACACAGAGCUGGUGCAGAGGAACCCAACCAGCUGUAAAGUGUCCCAGUUCAUCCAUCUGUACCUGUUUGGUUGUAAUUACUUCUGGAUGCUGUGUGAGGGAAUAUACCUGCACACCCUCAUUGUGGUGGCUGUGUUUGCAGAGAAGCAGCACCUGAUGUGGUACUAUCUCUUAGGCUGGGGCUUUCCUCUAAUUCCGGCUUCCAUUCAUGCCAUCGCGAGGAGCUACUACUACAACGACAACUGUUGGAUAAGCGCCAAAACAUCUCUACUCUACAUCAUCCAUGGUCCCAUCUGUGCUGCACUUCUGGUCAAUUUGUUUUUCCUGCUAAACAUUGUGCGAGUGCUCAUCACCAAACUGAAGGUGACCCACCAAGCAGAGUCCAGUCUCUACAUGAAGGCUGUGAGAGCCACCCUCAUCCUCGUGCCCCUGCUGGGAAUCCAGUAUGUCCUGCUCCCCUACAAGCCGGAGGGACGGGUCUCCUCGGAAAUCUAUGACUACAUCAUGCACAUACUGAUGCAUUACCAGGGUCUGCUGGUGGCCACCAUCUUCUGCUUUUUCAAUGGAGAGGUGCAAGCAGUGCUGAGGAGACACUGGAACCAGUAUAACAUCCAGUUUGGCAGCAGCAUAGGAAACCACUCAGACGCCAUGCGUUCAGCCUCCUACACAGCGUCCUCCAUCACAGAGGUGCAGGGCUGCUACAGCAUCGACGGCCACUCAGAACACAUGAACGGAAAGGGCUGCUUCGACACAGACACCCCCAUGUUAAAGUCAGACAGUCCCUUCGCCUGACGACCACACCCCAACCAAGAACUUUCCAAACCAUCGUCCCUUAAAGACUGCAGCAUGUUCGGACCUGUAGAUGAAUUGUCAGUGGCAGCCAUGCAGGAAAAGGAUUUUGCACCUAUGCUCUCAACUACCUGAAGGACAUUCUCACCUCUCUGUCACAUUUGGAACAUAACUGUACGGUGAGCUUGAUACAACUAUUCUUGCGCUGUGUUCGUCUACAAUUUGCAACUGAGCUGCUUGACUUGGACUGAGAUGCAUUUGGAAAACCACAAUAUAUUUCUGCCUGACGAAAUUGUUUUUAUAUGGACGAAUAUUUACUGCUUGACUGUCUUUUUGGCGUCAUGCUGUGCACAAAAAGCCUUUGGUUACACUGUAAAUUGUUUUUACAUAUUUAGUGCCAUACUUAGACAUCCCUACCUGUCGCAUUUUUAUUUUCUCAUGAUGAAUCAGAACAGAGAUUGGUCAUCUAUCUGGUGCAUUAUAUUAUAUCAGAGUUAUUUUGUAUCUUUUACAUGUAAACUUAAUUUAUCUGAACAUAUUGUUUAUCAAAUAAAUAAGUAAAUAAAUACCACACAGUAUUUAUUAAAGUUGACAUGCUACAUUUUCCAAAAGUAGUUAAUUAAUACUGAUAGGACUUAAGCUUCAUUUUUACUUCUGUGUGGAAUCUACACCGCAGCCUGACGUGCACCUCCUGAAAAAGUUAACUACGAGCCCUGCGAUUGGCUACAGGCUUAUUGUGUGUUCUCAUGUGUACGAACCAAUUUGUCAAAUCUACUUGUUGUCAUCAGUGGCUUAACAAGGUUUCAGUAGCCAUGGUUUCAUGUUCACAAAAAAGCAGAGAACAUGGCCUAAAUGGAAACUGGUGAUAAAAACCACCAUAGAAAUCGCACUGCACACCAACGUCUGUAGGCUGAGUGACACAGACACACCAAGGUAUGGCGUGCUCAUGGCCACGUUGGCUUCUACGGCAAAUGGUGCGUUCAGUUUACAUUGGAACUCUCAUCUCACAGCUGAAAAUGACGUCACACCCGAGUUAACCUCAAUCUUGCAUUAUUCCAGUUGCAAGUCGGACAAGCAACAUGGACGCCUCCAGCAGUACCUUUUGUUGUGUUAGCUAAUACAUGGCUAUAACAACACACUACGUUCAUAAUUUGCACAAGAAAAUAACUUGACAACAUGUCUACAGAUAGAACUUGAACGGUACUAUCGGUGUGAUUGAUUUAAUUACACAAGACCAAGAUGUUGCUAAUAAACACAAUAGUUACAGCUUAAACGUGAUUUAUUGAUGCAUGUUGCAGCUAUAUUGGAUUGGGGGCGGUCCUGAUGACUUACCAGGCCGGCAACUUGGAAUUUCCAACUUCUGAGAUCAAAUGGAACGCACCAAUAGCUACGGCGUCGACUGGACUCAGAAGAAUAAAUCAGGCUUCAAUGCCAGCGUCAUGUUAACUUUCUAUGUACUCUGUUUGUUUCAGUGUUUGUGUUGCAAUAACAGAGAUGGUUGACAGAAUCAAAGCUUUCAGCCUUCUUUUUUAUAUGAUGUUAUUUGGAUAUAUCAUCAAGGUAAUGUUUGACUAGUUUUAAAGUGAUCCUUAUCCUUACUGACAUGGACAUCAUUUGUAUUAUCACACAGAAGCCAUUGUGAAGUGAAAUACUCCAAUAGACCGACUCAUUACACUUGAAUGUAACAGUUAAAGACUUGGAUCAGUUCAUAUAUGCAUCACAUUCCCAUUCACUCCUGUAUUUAGCCUUACUCCUCUCCUGUACUCUCAUAAAACCACUUUACAAGAACUAGCAGGCGUUCAGACAGACAACAGCGCUGUUUUACAUAUAAAGGGGUGUGUGCUGGUGUACCACUUGAAAAACCUAGAAAGCCAUAUUGGUUACUUUGAAAAUGGCUUGCGUUUGCAUCUGCUGUGAAUUAAUUGCUUUGUGCUGCAAUGACAUUUCUGACAAAAAGUAAAACACAAUGAUGUCAUUUAAUUAUAAAAAAAGGGUGAUUUUCAACAAACCUGCCCUAUUUGGUUUGUGUCAAUAUUGUUGUGCAUCAAAACGAUUGCUGCAAAGCUAGUAUGUAGGUGGAAACUACUUAAGCAACAAUAAGCCCCCUGCGACACACGACUGUCUAUAAGACGUGGACGUAGCCUCUUGGAUUCACGAGUGAAGCCAAUGCAGAAGAACCUUAAUCCUGCAUUAUUUCUAAUAGCCAGCAGGGGGCUUGUUUUCAUAAGGAGUUUAUACUCUCAAUCGCCAGCCCAACAUGAAAUGAUUACAAUUUAAAAGUUUCUGUCCCAUUAAGGUUAAAAUAGAAGAUAAAGCCAAAUAUGCUACAGUACAACAGUGAUUGAAAAGUCACCACUUAGACAACAAAUGUUUUAUUACUGUUACAAAGUCUAUCUAUCCCCAGAUAUCCAAAAAAGUCACUUCUGCCUCCACAAACCAAGAUGGACAUAGCCAGUGAAAGACUGGAGGCUCCAAAACUGCCGUCCAAAAACCAUUGAGGGACAUCACGGCUAUGUGGCUACAUCCACUUUUUACUAUAGUGUAAGGCUGUGAGAAAACAAAGCCAGUGCAGCAGUUUUACAUGAAGUCUGAACACGUCGACAUGUGAUGAUUUCAUCAUGCAAAAAAAGUCUUUGUGAAGCAUAUAGCUAAAGCAGGCUGAUAUCUACUCUUGGUCAGAAAUCGUUGCACUUAUAGUCAGCUUUCAUUUCAUCCACCUAAACACAAAACCUCUCUCCACUUCUUCUUAGCUUAGAACAUUUUUAACACACAGUCCACAAUGCUGGGAACAUAAGUCACUAUCAGCUGAUGUAAAUAUAUUUUUUUAUAAAUCUAGAGUUUUUGAAAAGUGGACAAGUUGAACUUGUGAGUGUGCGUGCAUGAUUUAUCUUUACAGUAUUUAUGAGUAUGUUCUACUCUGACUUUUAAAUCGUAUGUGACACUGUGUGUGGCUGAUACAGACAUGUAUUCUACUGAUGUGUUGGAAAAAGGCAGGGGUGGGUAAUGUGUUGGGGUUGCCAAUGAAGGCCUGUAACAAGCUUCUGUGUUUGUCUGCCCAUGUUAUUUGUCACUGUCAACCUUUCUAGUUUGCCUGUGUUUGAAAGUCUCUUUAAGUUGUCUGUACUGCAUCACCAAUGAAGAGUAUUGGAAACAAAUUGUACAUGUCCUUUUCCCCCCCAUAAUCUAUCUGUCUUUAUUUAAAAGCAAAGCAGAGAUCCAAUAGAGGAAGUUCAUAUUUAGUGUCUCUUGAAACCCUAGCGAUUAUUCUUCUUGUUCCUCAAGAGAUAACAUUGUCAAAGGUUGAUGUCUCUUCAAUUUCAUCCACAUGUAUUUAUUUUAUAUAUAAGAUAUGAUUAAGACAAUGAAAUAUAAGCAUUUAAAUGUCCUACCUUUCAGAGUGAAUCACAGAAGGUUUAUUUCUCCCCUGCUCCACUGCCCAACCAGCACUAGCUGCAAACUUUCAGGGAUUAUUGAGAGGUUUGGAGAUCCGGUAUUUCAGUAUAAAAAACGGUUUCGAACCUGUUGAUGCAAAUUCUUACAUACAGUUUAAAAUUGGUAUUUUGCAACCAAUCUUUGCAUGAUGAUUCAAACCUGACCUACAAUAAGUGGCUUUUCUGGUUUUAGAAUAUUUAUAAAUCUCUCAAUUUCAUCUUCAGUCUGUUAAACAUUUAAGAAUGCUUUAAGGCGUUAAGGCUCGUCAUUCUUCACAGAGCAGGUACAUUGAUCUGUUUUCAAGAAACCCAUAUUCUAUUUUAACCCUUGAAAAGUAUUCUUGGCUGCCAGUGUUCGAGUGGGAGACACAGGGAUGUUUCAUAUUAAACAAGAGGUCGAAUGAACUGAGGCUGCAGAUGCAUGCAUACAAUGUUUGUUUGUUUUUUGCAUCACAUCUGCAGGACAGUGUCUCCAUUCAUUCUUCUCAUAUAUGAUUGCCACACCUGUGUAUUGCAUCAAGUGAUAGAUGUCAAAUGCAGCAUUAUGACGUCUCCGUAAGCCACACCACUCACCGUGCAGUGAUGCAUCAUGAACAGUAAUGACACUACAGUCCAGUCAGCACAAACCAGAGACGAUGACCCCGUGUAUUAACUCCAUUUAAGUUGUGUAUUUAGGUGUGAAAUAUUUUUAUGUGUUUCUCCAAAGGGUUUGUGAAGUCUUAGUAACACUUUGGUGAUGUGUAUGAAACGUAUGACAAAAAACAUUAUGGAUGAUUUCUGUAAUUGUUUUUUGUUCAUGUAGUUCUGUAAUUGACUUUUGUAGUCUUGACACAUUGACUGCACACUGCUGUCUGAAUGUAACUGGUUGUGUUUUAUUCUCUGGAUGUGUAAAAACAAACAUAUAUAUAUAUAUAUAUGUAGAUAUAUUUACAUAUAAUGUCUCUUUUUUAAUUUUUUGACUGAAUUAGACAAUGUUGCUAUCUUGUGUGUAUCUGAAUACUAAUACAGUUUAGCACAGCA